UUUUCAUACGUCAGUCCUUUUGCGUGCGUGUGUUUUUGAAAGAAACAAUGGCGGCCAUGAGGAGCGGAUGAUGGGCGGCCAACUUCAACCACAUUCCUUUGCCAUCUCGAUCACCCUCGAGUGUCACUCUAGCUAUUCCAGAUCCAGAUAGAUAGCCUGACCCCUUAGUUAGAACCAUGAUGAAAGUAGCCAUUGCCGCCCUGUUGGCCCUUCAAGGUGCCACUGCCUUUGCACCUGUGUACCAAAGCAGACCCACCACUGCUCUCAAUGGACGUUCCGGUGCUGCCAGCUCCAAGGAGGAGGAUUUGAUGCUCACUUUGAAGGUGAUUAUGGAUCACGCUGAGCGCUCCACCACUGCUUCCAAGGACCAGUUCAUUAGCCAAAUGGAGGAAGCUGCCAAGGUUGUGGAAGAAGAACCGGAGCCAGUCGAUAUCUCUGUCCCUUAUGAUGCUGCUGCCGUGCUCGCCUACGAAGCAGCAGGAAGUCCCGGUGAUUUUGCUGCCUUCAAGACCCAGUUCGAGGACGAUGCUGUCGCUGAUGUUAUUGCCAAGAAUGCGCCACCUGUGGACAUUAGUGUUCCUUACGAUGCUGCCGCCAAGAAUGCUUACGAAGCAGCCGGCAGUUCCGGUGAUUAUGCUGCUUUCAAGGAGAAAUUUGAAGCAGAUGCUGUAGCUGAUGUCAUUGCCAAGAAUGCCCCACCCGCUGAGGAGGAACCUGAACCAGAGCCAGUUGUGGACAUUAGUGUCCCUUAUGAUGCUGCCGCCAAGCUUGCCUACGAUGCAGCGGGAGGAUCUGGUGAUUUUGCUGCCUUCAAGGAGAAAUUUGAGGCAGAUGCUGUCGCUGAUGUUGUGGCCAAGCAAAAGAAGCCAGAAGCUGUAUCUGCAUAAAAAAAUUCAUUCUAGCACAACGGGGAGAUACUAGAAACCAACAUGCUGUAGCAGGUGCUUUCGCAUGACACUUGCUGUCAAUCUUAAAAUUGGCAGUACCGGUAUCUCCAGCCAUCAAGCAAAAUCAAGAGUACAUUGACCAUCGUGUCACCUCACACACCCCACGAUUACUUGUAUCCACACAUGUAGCGCACUAAAUUCAAACGAAAGGAGUCAAAACUCGACAACCCAAUUGGCUAUUAUGUAUGUUUGCUCGUUUUAGUAUACUCAUCGUUCCUGUAGCUUUCAAGUUUUCUUUCUAUCGCCUUAGUUUCUCA
This is a messenger RNA of Seminavis robusta, 1204 nucleotides long. The record is from the annotation of a GenBank genome assembly. NCBI's taxonomy places the organism in Eukaryota, Bacillariophyta, Bacillariophyceae, Naviculales, Naviculaceae.